This is a messenger RNA of Acomys russatus (golden spiny mouse), 1068 nucleotides long. RefSeq names its product G protein-coupled receptor 171 (gene Gpr171). The record is from RefSeq and is a predicted model, not a curated record. Bases 32 to 991 code for a protein of 319 amino acids. The transcript has a single exon. Gene Ontology annotation, biological process: G protein-coupled receptor signaling pathway. Gene Ontology annotation, cellular component: membrane. Lineage: Eukaryota; Metazoa; Chordata; Mammalia; Rodentia; Muridae. Gene Ontology annotation, molecular function: G protein-coupled purinergic nucleotide receptor activity.
UUAAUUGUUGAAUUCGACCUUCUUCUUCAAGAUGACAAAUAGUUCAUUGUUCUGCCCAGUUUACAGAGAUCUGGAGCCAUUUACGUAUUUCUUUUAUUUAGUUUUCCUCAUUGGAAUCAUAGGAAGUUGUUUCGCAGCCUGGGCUUUUACACAGAAAACCACACAGCACAGGUGUGUGAGCAUCUACUUAAUUAACUUGCUCACGGCUGACUUCCUGCUCACUCUGGCAAUACCGGUAAAAAUUGCUGUUGACUUGGGUGUGGCACCCUGGAAGCUAAAGAUAUUCCACUGCCAAGUGACGGCCUGCCUCAUCUACAUCAACAUGUACCUGUCUAUUAUCUUCUUAGCGUUUGUCAGCCUUGAUCGCUGUCUCCAGCUAACACACAGCUGCAAGAUAUACCGAAUACAAGAACCCGGAUUUGCCAGGAUGAUAUCAACCGUCGUGUGGCUCAUGGUCCUUCUUAUAAUGGUGCCAAACAUGGUGAUUCCCAUCCAGGACAUCGCAGAAAAGCCGAGUGUAGGUUGCAUGGAGUUUAAAAAGGAGUUUGGGAGAAAUUGGCACUUGCUCACAAAUUUCUUAUGUGUGGCAAUAUUUUUAAACUUCUCAGCCAUCAUUCUGAUAUCCAACUUCCUUGUAAUUAGACAACUGUACCGAAACAGAGACAACGCAAACUAUUCGAGUGUGAAAACAGCUCUAGUCAACAUUCUUUUGGUGACAACUAGUUACAUCGUAUGCUUUGUCCCUUACCAUGCCGUCAGGAUCCCAUACACCCUUAGCCAGACAGAGGUCAUAUCUGACUGCCCGACUAGAAUCUCCCUCUUCAAAGCCAAAGAGGCCACCCUGCUCCUGGCUGUAUCCAAUCUGUGUUUUGAUCCAAUCCUGUACUAUCAUCUGUCAAAGGCAUUUCGACUAAAGGUCACGGAGACUUUUGCUUCAUCUAAAAAGACCAAGGUUCAGAAAGAAAAAUCGGGAUCUGAAAAUGAGGUGUAAAAUACAGGGUUUUGCGUAUUACUCCUUCUUCCUGACUGGGCCAUAAAGCUGGCCCCAGUUUUUAAAGACAAAAGAAG